This is a messenger RNA of Adineta steineri, 1128 nucleotides long. NCBI's taxonomy places the organism in Eukaryota, Metazoa, Rotifera, Eurotatoria, Adinetida, Adinetidae. The record is from the annotation of a GenBank genome assembly.
AUGGAGGAAAACUAUAGAACAAUUGAGUCGGAUCAGUUACAUGAAGCAUGGUCUUUUUUAAAUGAAUACUAUGAUUUUCGUCGUUUGGCAUGUCGUCGUAGAAAAGUUGAAGAGCAACUUCGUAAUGCUAAUAUUUCGUUGACGUAUGUUCCAUGGAAAUUAAUGGUUCGUACUGUAUUGUGUGAUAAUCUAUUCGGUGAUGAACAGUUAAAAGAAAUGAAUGCUAGUACUACAGAAUGUUGUACGGAAGUUGAUAUUGCUUUGAGUCAAACUGUUAUUAAUGAUUUACUUGGAGACGAUGAAGAAAAUACAAAUAAUCUUACAGAAACAUGGAUAGAAAUUGAUGAAUUAAAACAAAGUUUUCAACGAGCUGUUGAUCAUAUUCCAAUCAAUAGAAAAGCAAGAAUGGAAAUGAUGCAUAGAAUAUUAGGCUAUCCAACAGGAUAUUCUGAAGAAGAAAUGGUUGAUAGUAAUAAUAACUUAUCAUUGGAUUUAACACGUGUUCUACCUAUAGAUGAACAGAAUCAAAUGCAUACAGGUGAUUUAAUUGAAUUCGGUGGAAAUCGUUUACACGAUGCAUUUUAUAUAUAUCGUUUACCUCAAAAAGGUAUUUGGUCUCAAAUUCAACAAAUGUGGUCAAAACAUCAGAUUACAAACUUUGUAUUCAAUGAGACAGAAACAAGUACAGAAGAAAUCAUUUUAGUUCCAGCUAAAGAUGAAUAUGGCUAUGGUGUUCCAUAUUUAUUUGCCACGAGACCCACAGAAUUAUUACCUGAUGGGGCACUGUAUAAAUAUAUUGAUAUUAAUUGUCCGCUUAUAGCUAUGCAUACACAAAAUCUAACUAUCGCACUCGUACAAAAACAUCUUAAUGAACGUUUAAAUAAACCUCAAUAUCAAGAUAAAUAUAUGGGUGAAGAAAUGAGUAUAGAACUUGAUCGAUUUCCACAAGAAUACGUAGCCAUAGUACAUAUAGAUGGUCAAACAACAGACAAUGUCGUAUGGACACGACUUAUGCAUUACAAUGGUAAAGAGGGUGCUAGAGAUCUCAAUGAUAAUUUCGAAAUUUUCUGUUCACGUCGUAUCCUCGAAGCUGAACAACAAUAUCGACAAAAACAAUCACAUACAUAA